Molecule: messenger RNA, 290 nt
Organism: Phyllostomus discolor (pale spear-nosed bat)
Lineage: Eukaryota; Metazoa; Chordata; Mammalia; Chiroptera; Phyllostomidae
Gene: PPY
Product: pancreatic polypeptide
Exons: 3
Coding region: 3-290 (95 amino acids)
Biological process (GO): feeding behavior; neuropeptide signaling pathway
Cellular component (GO): extracellular region
Molecular function (GO): neuropeptide hormone activity; neuropeptide Y receptor binding
Source: RefSeq, a predicted model, not a curated record
AGAUGGCCUCUGCCCGCCGCUGCCUCUCCCUGCUGCUCCUGUCCACCUGCGUGGCUUUGCUGCUGCAGCCGCCACUGGGUGCCUGUGGGGCCCCACUGGAGCCAGUGUACCCAGGGGACAAUGCCACACCGGAGCAGAUGGCCCAGUAUGCGGCUGAGCUCCGCAGGUACAUCAACAUGCUGACCAGGCCCAGGUACGGGAAAAGAGACAAAGAAGACACCCUGAACUUGUCGGAGUGGGGGUCCCCCCACAGAGCUGCCCCCAGGGAGCUCACCCAGAUGGACGUGUGA